UUUAUUAUUUCACGAUAAAUCACUGUAUUCCCAAGUGCAAAUCAUAUGUUGCAAUGGGCGUACUGGGACUACUGGGUUAUAUACAUAACCUGACGUGACUAUAGCUAAGGUGUUGUUUACUUGGGCGAUACCGGCUGUAAACUAUUGCCAGCACUUUUGCCACAGUCAUUUCUUGCAUUUAUUCAGAAACAACGAAAUGUCUAACAAUUACUCUUCACAAGUUCAAGAUGGAAAAAAUGCUAAGUCAAUUAAAUGCAAAUAUUGCACAUCAGUUAUGCUAAAACCUGCUGCAGCCAACUUUGAAGAAGGAGAGCAUGAACUACCUACAAUAACACAAAAUGUGAAGAGUGCCUCAACAAUAACUGAAACAGUAACUGCCUUCUGGAAAGUGGAUGAUAUGUUCACAUUUGAUAAUAUUGGUUUUUCCAAUACCGUAGGAACAACAAAAUAUUUAGCUUGUGCUGAUUGUGAUGCAGGGCCUGUGGGCUAUCAUGACCUAAACACCAAAAUUAGUUAUGUUGCAUUAUGUCGCAUUGAAUAUGUAUAGAUAUGAAUUCCUUACAUUUUUGUAAUAUUAAAAUCAUUAUUAACAUUUAAUAAACCUCCUAAGCAAA
Molecule: messenger RNA, 614 nt
Organism: Dalotia coriaria
Lineage: Eukaryota; Metazoa; Arthropoda; Insecta; Coleoptera; Staphylinidae
Gene: strat
Product: RAB interacting factor STRAT
Exons: 2
Coding region: 197-547 (116 amino acids)
Biological process (GO): small GTPase-mediated signal transduction; post-Golgi vesicle-mediated transport
Cellular component (GO): cytosol; membrane
Molecular function (GO): guanyl-nucleotide exchange factor activity; zinc ion binding
Source: RefSeq, a predicted model, not a curated record